UAAUAAUAAUAAAAAAAAUCUCCAAACCAAACCAGCGCCCAAAAUGGCCUUCCUUCUUCCCAAACUCUCCCCACCUCUUCCUCUCCACCCCCACCCAAAAUUUCCUUCCCAAAAUGCCCUCCCUCACCAUUUCCACACCUCCUCCUCCCUCCCCGACCUCCACCCUCCUCCUCCUCCUCUCCGCGACUCCAAGCUCCGGCACCUCUCCGACCAACCUCUCCCCUCCGGUCAUGGCGGCAAGGACGACUUCUACCUCAACCUCGGCCUCGCCGUCCGCACUCUCCGCGACGAUCUCCCCGCACUCUUCCUCAACGAUCUCAACUUCGAAAUCUAUAGGGAGGACAUCACCUUCGUGGAUCCGCUCAACACCUUCUGCGGCAUCGACAACUAUAAGCUCAUCUUCUGGGCGCUUCGCUUCCAUGGCCGCGUUCUCUUUAGGGAAAUCGGGGUUGAGGUGUUGAGAGUUUGGCAGCCGUCGGAGACGAUGAUCUUGAUCCGGUGGGAGAUGCAAGGGGUCCCGCGUGUGCCGUGGGAGGCGCGGGGCCGGUUCCAGGGUACGUCGAGGUAUAAGGUCGAUCGCAAUGGGAAAAUCUAUGAGCAUAAGGUUGACAACCUUGCGUUUAAUUUCCCUCGGGUUGUGAAGCCGGCGACGGUGCUUGAUUUGGUGGCCGCCUCUGCCUGCCCGGCGAGCCCUAAUCUCACGUUCCGCUGGGACGCCAUGGACGAUGCUGGAGCGAGCUCGUGGUUGGAGCUCUACAGGGCGGUCAGGGGGACUUUGGUAAGGGAGGGUUGUGAUGGGUUUUCUCUUGAAGGAUUGAUGGCGAGCUGUUCAUAGCCUUCUUCUUCUUCUUCACAAAAGGAAGCAU
Molecule: messenger RNA, 866 nt
Organism: Dioscorea cayenensis subsp. rotundata (Guinea yam)
Lineage: Eukaryota; Viridiplantae; Streptophyta; Magnoliopsida; Dioscoreales; Dioscoreaceae
Exons: 2
Coding region: 44-835 (263 amino acids)
Source: RefSeq, a predicted model, not a curated record